AUGCAUCUACUAUUUGUCGUGCUUCUGACUGAAUUCGCACGAAGCUGCUGUGGUAAAGACACAGAAAAGGCUAGCUUUGUGACGUCUAUAUCGGACGUUGCUCACGACUCUCGGGCACUGCUGGCCGACAACAGACAAGAAAAGCGGUAUCUACGUCCGUAUAGUUUUGACAAGCUGGAUUCAGCCGAAGAGAGAACAGAGCCUAAGGGGGUUAUGACGGAGGCAUUAGAAGAUUUAUCUAAAGUGGAUGCUUUUCUCAGCAAAACCUCGAACGAAGAUUCAAGCCUAGUGAAAGCGGCCGUAUCAAAAAUCGAGCAAGGAGCAUUCAAAGAGCAGCAAAUCAAACUGGCUAUAAAGGCGCCCGAGAAAACCAGACAGCACGAACGUCAGGAAAGCUAUGAAAAGCUUUUAAACGAGAUGAAACCACUCAAGCGUGGCACAGUCAAACAUACCGAGUUCCUGGAGACUCAUCUUCCCGAGUAUAAGGACCUAAAUUUGCUCGACGACAGCAUACAUCAACUAUUGUGGGUUAAGGUAGAAAAGGACUUGCGCGAAAAGAAUAACGAAGUUUACGUUAAAGGGGAUGGGCAUUCGUUGCACAUACCCGUUGCGGAUUUCGAGGGUAUCAAGAGAUCUUCUUUGCUUGGAUCACAUAGUAACCGAGCCGCCGAAGCCAAGACGGAAAAGGGUCAAAAAGUCGCGGUAAUGGCUUUGGUCUCAAAACUCGACGAUAAAAGUAAGCUUAAGAAGUAUUGUAUCACUAGUAGCUCAUAUCCCGAUAAGUCAAAUUAUGUCGCGAUGAAGGGAGGUGUAGUCGAAGGCGAGAGUCUUCCGAGUGCUGUUGUACGCGAGGUGGACGAGGAGGCUGGAUAUGUAGUAGCUUUAUCUGAUGAGAAACUGGAUAUAGUCACAAACGAGAAAACAGAGACACACGUUUUUGAAGCAAGAGUUAAAGAAACGCUUCAUGAUUAUCCUGAGAACUCGCGUUUCCGUCUAGAGGUUGAACUUAUAGACGCAAUCAAGCUGGUUGGUGGGCCGCGCACGGUAUCGGGUAAUAUGCUGCUGAAGGUUUUAAAAAAGCAGCGCUCUCCGGAGGAGAUCAAGGAGGUGGAGGAUAUGCUGAAAGAAAUGGAUAACAUCUUCGAGAUAUACCUAAAAAAAAAGAAAAAAAAUUGCCCAACUAAAGUAGCGGCAAUCAACCAACAAUGCUGUAAUGGCGUCAGCUUUGCAGUAUUUUGUCGCUCCUGUCCAACAUUUACUUUUGCUACCACAGUCUUGAAUACUUCUUCAGUUCUCGAACGCUACAUUUCCAAUAGCACAUUGACCUAA
Messenger RNA from Peronospora belbahrii, 1329 nucleotides. Lineage: Eukaryota; Oomycota; Peronosporomycetes; Peronosporales; Peronosporaceae. The record is from the annotation of a GenBank genome assembly.